Phialemonium atrogriseum is the source of this 1199-nucleotide messenger RNA. RefSeq lists its product as uncharacterized. The record is from RefSeq and is a predicted model, not a curated record. NCBI's taxonomy places the organism in Eukaryota, Fungi, Ascomycota, Sordariomycetes, Cephalothecales, Cephalothecaceae. The transcript has 5 exons. The coding region runs from base 1 to 1119 and encodes 372 amino acids.
AUGACUUCGUACGGUGGCAGAGGGCCAACUGUCAAUGCCGUCCUCUGGACCGAGACCGUCAUCGCCUUCGUUUUUGUGUUUUUGCGAGUCUACACCAGGAAGGUCAUCUUGCGCAGCGCCGGGUUGGAUGACCUCUUUCUCCUCUUCACAUUUAUUCUCCUUGCCGUCUACUCGGCCAUGAUUUCCACAGCCACAUCGUUCGGUCUAGGCCGACACCGCGCAGACAUACCCCCUGCAGACUACAUCCAGGCGAUGAAGUACGAAAUCAUCGGACAAGGCGUCUGCAUCUUCAACAUCGCCGUCAGCAAAGCCGCCGUCGCCUUCUUCAUACUGCGAAUCGUACGCCAGACGUGGCACCGGGUUUUUAUCUGGGUCUGUGUUAUUUCCAACACCCUGCUGGCCACCUGGUGCACCAUAGCCGUCUUCAUCCAAUGCCUCCCAGUCGAGAAGGUAUGGGACUUUACAGUGCCCGGCAACUGCUGGCUGGAUUUUGCCAAGGUGGGCCUCACAACUUCAGCAUAUGCGGUCGUCAUCGAUUUCACGCUCGCCAUAGCUCCUUGCUUCAUCAUCUGGGACCUGAACAUGAAGCGUAAGGACAAACUUCUUGCCAUCAUAGGUCUGAGUCUGGGCAUUUUGGGAGUCUCCCACUGGCCCAUGGGUGCUGGGAUUUGCGGCAUAUUGCGUACAGCAGCCUUGACGAGUCUGAGGUCGUUCAACGAGUAUAUCUUUGAAACGGUCGACAUGCUCAUCUACUCGGCCACCGAAAACUUUGUUUCUGCCAUGUGCGCAUCGAUCCCCGUUCUGCGGCCCCUGUGGGUGAAGGUGCGCGGCUACAGCUCGACCGAUAACUCGUACGCCAAGCACAGCUAUCAUAUGGACCGAUUUGGGAGCCACGACCCCGAGAACACCCUCGGAGGCGGCGGCACCAAACGGGAAGGCAUGGCGACAAUGAUCUUCGCUGGCGGUCGCGACAAGGGCAGUAAGGACAAUGCGAGUGAGGAAACCAUCCUGAGGGACGCUAGGGGACUGAGCGACGCGGGGGGUGCGCAAGCAGUCUUAUGUCGGACCGACGUCUUUGUCGGCUUUUCGGACCGCGACAGAGGGAAUGACUUGAAGUGAUGAGCUGUGCCUCUAGGUUAGGAACCUUUUGACGAGGCGAUUGGGGCCAUUUAAUGUCGUUGCCCAGGAUCGGGGACGGG